CACCAAAGGUGCGGGGACAUUUCAGGUGAUGUCUGUGUGAGAGUAAACAGCACUGUGUUAGCAGAAAGACUCCGCAGUACCAUCAACAGCAGGACAAAUGUCUCCUUUGGAGGAUUUUGUUUUCUUCCUCUUCUCCAGUCCCACCACUCUGUUAGGGGCUGUUGCUCUUCUACUCGUCCUCUAUCUUGUCUCUGGUAGCUUUACCUCCCAUAAAGUGGGGAAGGAGCCUCCAGGACCGAGGCCUCUUCCCCUGCUUGGCAACCUCUUGCAGCUUGAUCUCAAGAGACCCUACAAAACCCUCUGUAAGCUUUCAAAGAAAUAUGGGUCAGUGUUUACGGUGUACUUUGGAACCAAUAAAGUUGUGGUCCUAGCUGGAUACAAGACAGUCAGAGAGGCUCUGGUCAGCAAUGCAGAAGAGUUUGGAGAUCGAGACAUUGCCCCUAUAUUUAAUGAUAUUAAUGAAGGUCAUGGGAUUCUGUUUGCAAACGGAGAAUCAUGGAAAGAGAUGAGACGUUUUGCCCUCACCACCCUGAGAGACUUUGGGAUGGGCAAAAGAGUAGCUGAGGAAAAAAUCUUGGAGGAAUGCCGCUAUCUGAUCCAAAUGUUUGAAGAGCAUAAAGGGAAACCAUUUGAUACAACAUGUCCGGUGAAUUACGCAGCAUCCAAUAUCAUCUCCUCUAUCGUGUAUGGAAGCAGGUUUGAAUACAAUGAUCCCAGAUUCAAAAACUUGGUGAGAAGAGCAAAUGAGAACAUACGCAUUAGUGGCUCUGCACCAAUCCAACUUUACAACAUGUUUCCCAGGCUGGUCAGUUGGAUCAAAAACCGGCAGCUGAUAUUAAAAAAUGCUGAAAUGACUAUCAGGGAUGUCAAAGUUUUAAUCAAGCAUCUGAAAGAGACUCUGAACCCUCACAUAUGCAGGGGACUUGUGGACUGUUUUUUGAUUCGGAAGCAGAAAGAAGAGGACUCUUCUGUUCAGGACACUUACUACAAUGAGAAAAACCUGAUAUUUACAGUGACCAACCUGUUUGCAGCUGGUACAGAUACAACAGCAACUACACUGAGAUGGGGUUUAGUGCUAAUGGCCAAAUAUCCAGAUAUACAAGACCAGGUCCAGGAGGAGCUGAGCAGGGUGGUAGGAAGCCGCCAGGUCCGGGUAGAGGACCGGAAAAACCUGCCGUACACUGAUGCUGUCAUCUACGAGACGCAGAGACUGGCCAACAUUGUCCCCAUGGCUAUUCCUCAUAAAACCACCCGAGACUUAACCUUCCAGGGCUACUCUAUCAAAAAGGGGACUACUGUGUUUCCUCUUCUUACUUCUGUCCUGCAUGAUGAGAGUGAAUGGGAGAGCCCACACACUUUCAACCCUUCCCACUUCCUGGAUAAGGAGGGUAAAUUUAUCAGAAGAGAUGCCUUCAUGCCCUUUUCUGCAGGUCGCAGGGUGUGUCUCGGAGAAAGUCUGGCUAAGAUGGAGCUCUUCCUCUUCUUCACCUCUGUCCUCCAGCACUUUCGUUUCACUCCUCCACCUGGAGUUACAGAGGAUGAACUGGAUCUGUCACCGACUGUUGGCUUCACCCUCUCCCCUUCACCUCAUGAGCUCUGUGCUGUCACUCGCCAGUGAGGAAGAGAGCUGGAGCAUGGCAUGAUAACUGCCUGUGCCAAUGGCAUCAAUAUUGUUUUACUCACCGUCAUAUGUCAUACUGAUGUUUUCAAGAUACUCAAGACCAUGAAGAGACAAGAAUACCAUUAAGAGACAGACCAUACAUUUCAGUUACUGCCAGUUACCUGAAAUGGUAUUGAGGAAAAAUUAAUGGUGUCAUAGACAGGUGGAGACACCAAUUACUCUAAAGGUUAUUUUAAUUUGUACACAUUAGAUUAAACAGUGAGUUUAUGCAUGUUUCUAGAAUGAUAUUGGUACAUUAACCUAUAUAUUCCUGCUUUUCAGCCACUGUAGAUUGUUUGUACUUGGUUUUAUAGUUUAGUAGUUUUCAAACUGGGGUCCGGUGAGUGAGUUGUAGGGGGUCCCCAGCAAAAGGAGAAUAUUUUAAUCAAAUUUUUUGGAAGUUGGAACAACAAAGGAAGAGAUAGGGUUGGCUAUUUUGAUUGAUUGUAAUUUAGAGUGAUCCUAGUUUGAUCAUUGAUUCACUAUGAAGACUUUAUUAUCUUCGAGCCCAAAAAUAAAAAAAAAAAUACUCAGAGGGGAUUCCUUAAGAUUAAAUCCUCUCAAACUGGGGGGUCCGCAGUCUAAUGUGCAUCCAUUGUGGAGUUCCUUGACAUGAAAAACUUUGGGAACCCCUGUUAUACAUUGCAAUUUGUCAAGGGUUUAAUUUCUCAAAUUGUAUCAAAUUAUAGAAAUCUUCUUAUUUAUUAUUGUAAAUGAAUUUGGACCUGCCUCGCCAUGUAGCUGACACCACCUCAACAUCUACAAUUAUAAUAAUCUACAUGUAUCUACAAUUUUUUUUAUUUUCAUCCAUGGGUCAUUUUUUCCUUCUAGUAAAAUACUUUAGUACUAAAAAAAUACUAGACACACUCUUUUCAGUGGUCGGUAAUGAUUGUCGUUCCAAUCCGUUUAACAUGCACAGGUUAGCCUUUCUCCACUGCAAGCUGACUGCUCUCUGUUUUAACUUUGCUCUAAUGUCGGUCCAUUGUUGUCCUCACCUGUUGAAGUGAUGUUGUGUUAGCGCACCAUACCAGAGGUGGUGAGAAGGGUCAUCACACCAAAAUAUAUUGUAUUAUAUUGUAUGUAAUAUGGUGAGCCUUGUUCAUCUCUGUUCACAACCUUAAUUUGUGUCAUUGAUAAGUGGAAAUUUGGACACAGCUGGUCAGGUAUCAAACUUGUGCUGCUGUUCAUAGAUGCCAUAACCGGAAGACCUAUAUCACAGAUGCUAUAAUGGAAACUGUUGUUCUAAACUUGAUCACUGUAAUGUUUAGGUCUUUAUGUCGAAAUGUAUGAUUAAACUCUGUCCAAACAA
This is a messenger RNA of Dicentrarchus labrax (European seabass), 2969 nucleotides long. Its product is annotated as cytochrome P450 2K1. The record is from RefSeq and is a predicted model, not a curated record. The coding region runs from base 98 to 1618 and encodes 506 amino acids. Gene Ontology annotation, biological process: xenobiotic metabolic process. NCBI's taxonomy places the organism in Eukaryota, Metazoa, Chordata, Actinopteri, Moronidae. The transcript is spliced from 9 exons. Gene Ontology annotation, cellular component: cytoplasm; intracellular membrane-bounded organelle. Gene Ontology annotation, molecular function: iron ion binding; oxidoreductase activity, acting on paired donors, with incorporation or reduction of molecular oxygen, reduced flavin or flavoprotein as one donor, and incorporation of one atom of oxygen; heme binding.